CCAGCGGGUUUGAUUCCCGGCGAAAUGUGAUCCUGCAUUUGGCCCUUUAAUAGGAAUUAGGGAUAAACCUAGGGAAUGGGGAUCCACGUAAAGGAGGCACUGUCUCCUGACCACUCUCUACGAGCACGAGAGACACGGGGAACCUGAGUUAUACAGGACGAUACUACAGCAUGAAACGUUGACAGAAGAGGAAUAGUAGGAACAGGCUACAGUCAGAAAGUUAAUGAGAAUAGCAGCCGAGAGCCGUGAUGUGAUUUACCGGGCCACUUUACUACGCGAGGAAAGAGCGAGAGAGAGAGACUACAAAAUCACAAGGUCCGGGUCAGUCGGUUACCAGGCGACAGGGUCCAUCUGUCGGGCAGCGGUGCGGUCAACAUGGCAGACGUCUUGGAGAGUGGCAGGGCGGGUGCAGGCUCCGUAGUAGGAGAGGGUAGCGUGGAUUGGCAGAAGCGUUGUGUUGCCCUGGAGAUGCAGCUGCUCAGGUUUCGUCUGCAGGCGGGGAAGAUCCGAGAGCUGCUGGCCGAGAAGAUGCAGGAGUUGGAGCUGAGGGUGACAGAGUCUGACCAACGGGCUGAGAGGGCUAAGAAACAGAUCCAUGUCAUGGAAGAGAAGCUGAAACAUGCCAACGUACAACCCAGUGCCAACGUACAACCCAGUGAAUCAGAGAACUCAGUGUUCAGAAGGUACCAGGACCUGACCAAUCAGGUGCAGGAGAAAGAUGCAGUGAUAAAGAGAUUAGAGGUGCAGCUGGAAAAACAGAUCUUAGUCAGAGCCCAGGAGGCUAAGAUCAUUGAGGAGAAGGCUGCUAAAAUCAAAGACUGGGUUACGUUUAAGCUACGAGAGAUGGAGAUUGAGAACCAGCAGCUGAAAAUGUCCAACCUGAAGCAGGCCGAACAGAUUAUGAUGCUGGAGGACAAACUGCAAGCUCUCCUGGAGAAGCAUUCAUCUCCCCCCCCCCCCCACCUCUCCUUCCACAGACACCCACCAGGUACCCUCCAGCCCUCUGUACCCCUCAUGCUGUCCUGGGACCCCAACUGUCCAGGAGGAGACAGGCUGGGGGAGACAGACAGGUCCAGGGGAUAGGCAGAGCAGCCCUGUAAACCCAGAGGAGACAGAGGAGACACAACAGGCCACGGCACUGUGACAGUAACCCUGCCAGACACUCCCUCUCUGGGUAGCAAGGGCAGGGAGGCUGGCGCUGGACCUGGUAGUCCUGUUCCAACCACUGGAGGCCAGGACCAACCACUUGGUAGCGCUACUCCCAGAGAUCACUCCUCGGACGAGCUCAACAGCAGAUUCCGCUCCCAACGUCUUCACUCUUCCUCCUCUUCCUCUUCCUCCUCCUCAUCUUCCUCUGCCUGUGAAACAACACACGGGGGUCCCAGGACCCCUGAUAUCCCUAUGUCCACCUCCACCCCCAAAAACCCUCUCCUCUGCCGCUCUCCAUCUAACUCCCACCCCUUCCAGACCCGCACCCAGCCCCUGGCACUACCCUCCCAUACUGGGACCAGCAUGACCCUACCCAAGGUGCGGACCCCUCUGACCCCACGAGACAGCAUCCAGCUGCUGAAGAAACACUACAGUCAGCCCCAACCUGGAGGUGUGGACCGGUUGCACCACCUCAACGUCCCCAGUCAGCCCCAACCUGGAGGUGUGGACCGGCUGCACCACCUCAACGUCCCCAGUCAGCCCCAACCUGGAGGUGUGGACCGGCUACACCACCCCAACGUCCCCAGUCAGCCCCAACCUGGAGGUGUGGACCGGCUACACCACCUCAACGUCCCCAGUCAGCCCCAGCCUGGAGGUGUGGACCGGCUGCACCACCUCAACGUCCCCAGUCAGCCCCAGCCUGGAGGUGUGGACCGGCUGCACCACCUCAACGUCCCCAGUCAGCCCCAACCUGGAGGUGUGGACCGGCUGCACCACCUCAACGUCCCCAGUCAGCCCCAGCCUGGAGGUGUGGACCGGCUGCACCACCCCAACGUCCCCAUAGACAUCAUGACUGCUUCCAGCACCCAGAGCCUUGCGUCUCCCUCCACCUGCAGUCACUUCCUGGUGGAGACAGAUAUAGAUGACGGGCUGCCUGACAGUAUGGAGGGAGUGGUAGAGGGGGCAGAGGGUCCUCCCCAGGAAGGAGUGUCAUUUGUUGGGUUGGCUGAGGGUCUGGAACGGCUGGAUCCGGAGGUUCUGAAACCCCCCACCCCGCCUCUUCACCGCUUCCCCUCCUGGGAGAGCCGUAUCUAUGCUGUGGCCAAGUCAGGGAUGACAGUAUCGGAGACGACCACAGGAGCCAGAGGUCCUGGUCCAGGAAAACCACAGUACCCUGCCGCAGGACCAUUCACUCACCUGAUUUACAAGAACAUCACUGUACCCGUGUAUACCACACUGAAAGGGAAAGCCACUCAGAUCAGCAGUGUGCCCCUGCAUGAUGAUGACUCUGGUUCGGAGGAUGACAGUGGCUCUCUGGCCAGCCUCAGGACCUCCACCCUGGGCCCAGAAAGGAAGGGCAGCACCCCCGGGAGCCCCCGUGCCGUCAAGAGGGGUGUGUCCAUGUCAUCCAUUAGCUCUGAAAGUGACUACGCCAUCCCUCCUGAUGCCUACUCCCUGGAAUCUGACUACUCUGAGCCAGAACACAAAGUCCAGAGAACAUCUUCAUACUCCUGCGAGAGCCUGCGAGAGCCUGAGAUGCUGGAGAAGUCAGGCUACCUGCUGAAGAUGGGCAGUCAGGUUAAAGCCUGGAAGAGACGCUGGUUCAUCCUGAGGAAUGGAGAGAUCUUCUACUACAAGUCUCCGAGCGAUGUAAUACGGAAGCCUCAGGGUCAGAUGGAGCUGAACUCUUCCUGUCGUAUCGCCCGUGGAGAAGGAGCACAGACCUUCCAGUUGAUAACAGAGAAGAAGACAUUCUUCCUGACGGCUGACUCUCCCAACAUCUUGGAGGAGUGGAUCAGAGUUCUACAGAACAUCUUCAAAGUCCAAGCCAGCAGCCCCAUCGCCAUGGAGACCACCACCGCCAAACCCACCGUGAGGGGCUGGCUCACUAAGGUGAAGCAUGGCCACUCUAAGCUGGUAUGGUGCUCUCUGGUCAACAAGGUCUUCUAUUAUUACAGGAACCAGGAUGACAAGCUCCCCCUAGGCCAGCUGCGGAUGUGUGAGGCGGUGGUGGAGGAGGUGGACAGGUCAUGUGACUCUGACGAGGACUACGAGGCCGGUGGGCGUGGCUUCUUGUCAUCUCACUGUACCCUAGUGGUCCACCCCAGAGAGCAGAGCCCCACCUACCUGCUCAUAGGGACCAAGCAAGAGAAGGACACCUGGCUGUACCACCUGACAGUCGCGGCAGGCAGCAGUGCCAGCUUCAAGGUGGGCACAGAGUACGAGCAGCUGGUCGGGAACCUCCUAGACGUAGAGGGAGAUCCAGACUCUGCGUUGUGGAGGAGUGAGUCUCUAUGUUUCUGUAAAGACGGCCUGCGCUCCCCUCUCACCACUCUACCCUCUGAAGCUCUGCAGACUGAAGCCCUCAAACUCUUCAAGUCCUGUCAGCUGUUCAUCAACGUACUGGUGGAGUCUCCCUCCAUUGACUACCACAUGUCCCUGGCCCAGAAUGCAUUGCAGGUGUGUCUGACGCACCCAGAGCUCCAGAACGAGAUGUACUGUCAGCUGAUUAAACAGACCAACCGCCGCACACCACACAACUCCUCCCUCACUCAGUGCUGGCAGCUGUUGGCUGUGUGUGUGGCUCUCUUUCUGCCUCAGCAACACUUCCUGUGGUACCUCAGACAGUAUCUGCAGCGUCAUGCAGACCCCAGGAGUGAGGUGGGGAAGUAUGCUGUGUACUGUCAGAGGUCUGUAGAGCGUACCCUGCAGAAUGGAGAGAGAGAGGCAAAACCAUCACGUAUGGAGGUCCUGUCUAUCCUGCUGAGGAACCCUUACCACCACUCACUACCCUUCAGCAUCCCUGUCCACUUUAUGAACAUCACCUAUCAGGUGGUAGGCUUCGAUGGCUCCACCACAGUAGACGAGUUCCUGAGCACCCUGACCCAGAGGGUGGGCAUGAGGAAACCACACCUGUCAGGCUUCGCUCUCUUCACUGACGACCCCUCAGGGAGAGACCUGGAGCACUGCCUGCAGCCCAGCGUCAAAAUCUGUGAUGUCAUCUCCAAGUGGGAACAGGCCCUGAAAGAACUGCAUCCUGGGAAAUACGAGGGCACACGCAUCGUCCGUCUGAUGUACAAGAGCAGGUUGUGUUUCCGGGCCCAGGCUAAAGGAGAGACAGAGCGUGAGCGCCUCCUGCUGACCUACCAGGUGAAUGACGAGGUCCACCAGGGACACUUCCCUGUCAACAAGGAGCUGGCUCUGGAGGUGGCUGCUCUCAUGGCACAGGUGGAGCAUGGGGAUCUGGACCGUCCAGCCCCCUCCUCUGCUAGCUGCAGCUCUCCUCAGCCCAAAACCCAACAAAUCCUCCUACAGGCCCUGGGACGCUUCUACCCCAAGCACUACAAACAAGACUGCAGCAUGGACCAGCUCAGAGAUCUAUCGGAGCGUCUGGCCACUAAGUGGUCAGUCCUGCGCGGCUGCAGUGCCUCAGAGUGUGUCAGAAUCUACCUGACCGUUGCUAGGAAGUGGCCAUUGUUCGGUGCCAAGCUCUUCCAUGCUAAGCCUUUACCCCUGUCGUCUGUAGAGCAGUCCCAGGUCUGGCUAGCUGUCAAUGAGGAUGGACUGUGUGUGCUUGACUAUACCAUGCACCUUCUGGUCACCUACUCCUACCAAUCAGUGAUCACCUUUGGCGGUUGCCGUGACGACCUGAUGGUGGUAGUGAGCCAGACCAAAGAACAGGGUGGAGGGAAGAAGAGUGUGGAAAAACUGGUCUUCGCAUUGCCCAAACCCAAGAUCUUGGAGUUGACUCUGUUGAUGGCCAGCUACAUUAACUACUGGACGCCCAGCCUCCCUGGCCCCCCUAUAGCCCAGCACAAGUCCCCAGGACCUGUUUCCCCUCUGGGGCCCCGCGGGACCAGGACAGGGGCUGCAAAGAUGUGGAACUUAGACAGCAGACACUUCCCCUCCAUGACUUACACCACCAAGGGUCCCACUCUACUGUGAAUAUGUCAAACAACAACAACAGCAGCAACAAUCAACACCCUUGCUCCAGUUUAUCUUCGGGACAAGACGGUUGUGUCCAGUAGGCUCCUUAAAGAAGAAAACAGACUAAAACAUGGAGAAUCUAUACCUGGACCUGGUCAAAUAAUAAAUGUUUGUUUUCCAUUUCAAAACAUUUUUGCAACGGUGUUCUGGACAUGACCCAGGACUGAGAAACGACUACAGGCUGUUGUGGUAAAGAGGACAUUGUUCCACAUAUGUUACAUCACUGACAUUGGCUGUGGUUCUUCUAUGUUAUCCUCAUCCCUUCUAGCCUGAAGUGGAUUCUGUUCCAUAUACACAGGACGUUUCAUUUCUGAAAGAAAAAAACAUUUACCGUGAAGAAAUGGGAGAUGCAAAGAUAUAAUCAUUUGUGGUUCACUUUAUAUGAAGAUGCCGCUCUUCAAAUGUUUGAGUUUUAGUCCGUGCUUAAUUUAGGAAAAAUAUGCUAUUUGAAGGACUAUUUGAAAAACACUUGAGCCUUGAAAUACGACCAAUACACACCCUACUUCUUGACCUUGGCUGUCUGGCCGUUAUCCACACAGCCUCAACUAUUCCCUGCCACUCGUCUCUUCCAGAUACCUGCAUCACAAAUGGUUCCCUUCUCCCUAUAUAGUGCACUACUUUUGACUAGGGCCCAUGAAGAUUAGGGUGCCAUUUCACAUACCCUCUGUCUUUUUUAAAGGGAAAAGAGCUGUUAAUCAAGGAAAGACUAUGAAUUGAUUCUGGCUCUUUGGUACCUAAUAUGGAGCUAGGAAGAAUUACCUGUUCCUUAAACGAUGGAGGCUUGAAGUGGCGUUAACCGGUUUCUGAGGGAAUCUAUUCGACUACAGAGCACUAGUUGUUGCUCACUACCUUCUCCUGACUGGCUUCUGGAGACGCCGUCGCGUUAGAAUGACGCCAUCUGACGGAAGAUACUGCAUUAAACUAGUACAAAAUACUUAGACUUAUACUCUGACAUCAAAUUGUACUUGAUUUUUUCAUCAAGCAAUUGCACAAAAUGUCUGACUUAUAUAUCACAGCAGGCCAGAGCCUGAGGAGGAACAGCCCACUGGGUAAAAACUGGUUGAAUCAAUGUUUCCACUACAUUUUAACCCCAAAAAAUCUACGUGAUGACAUUGAAUUGGAAAACUAAUUGGAUUUGGAAAAAGUCACCAACUUUUAAACUAAAUCAAAUGACAUGGUUGAAUGUUUUUGUCAAUGUCACGGCGAGACGGGACGGUAGUUGACAACUCAACCAAAUGUGAAUCAAAACUAGACGUUGAACUGAUGUCUGUGCCCCGUGGGAGGCAAGGCGCUAUGACUUAUGGUACUGAUGAUGGUAACAUUCUGACCAAGCAAUGUUUUAUAACAAUUUUGACCACAUACUUUUAUUGUGAAGUACAGAGUAACAAUAUUUUUUAAGCUGAUAGAGAAGAAUAGAGAUGGAAUACAAUGUGUCUGUCCGCUGUAUGAGGCUUAGUCUGAGAUGUAUCAACUCAUUUGGUGGCAUGUUCCUACUCCUCCACUUACUACCUGCCUUGACAACCAGGGUUGGGAUCAAUUCCAUUUCAAUUCAGUUAUACUGAAAUUCCCAUGUUAAUUCCAAAUCCAGUUUUCCACAUUGCCUUUCAAUUAGAGAAUUUGAAAUGGGAAUUUCAGUUUACUUCUAGAAUUGACUGAAUUGAAAUGGAAUUAACCUCCAGCCUUUUUGACAACACAGUGGAAUGUACUGUUAAUUCAGCCAGGUAGGACUGAUUUAAAUGGAGAGGUCCAGCCACAUAAGAGUGGACUGGUAUGAUUAGAGCUAUUCAAAUGUUAUUAGUGACUUGAAUUGUUUUGGAUGAAACCACUGUCUUGGUCAUUUAAAUGUUAUUUAUUUAAUUUCCUGAUAUUUUGUUGCUUUUUUGUAUGCUUAAAAUUGUUUGGCAGAACUGUUAAAUGUUGAACUGAAAUGUUCAAAAUGGCCUUGACUUUGUUUGUCUCAAGUAGCUGAAUAAUUGAACUUGACAGUUUUACGUUGUAUGAAAGCUGUAUGAAAGCUGUAUGAAUGCUGUAUGAAUGCUGUAUGAAUGCUGUACGAAUGCUGUAUGAAUGCUGUGUAAAUGCUGUGUGAAUGCUGUAUGAAUGCUGUGUGAAUGCUGUAUGAAAGCUGUAUGAAUGUUGUAUGAAUGCUGUAUGAAAGCGGUCUGAAUGCUGUAUGAAAGCUGUAUGAAUGCUGUGUGAAUGCUAUAUGGAAGCAGUCUGAAUGCUGUAUGAAUGCUUUAUGAAUGCUGUAUGAAAGCGGUCUGAAUGCUGUAUGAAAGCGGUAUGAAAGCUGUAUGAAUUGUGAAAUAGGGAUGUUAACUCAAUGAAACAGAUUAGAGACGAUGUGCUUAGCUGUUAUGAAGUGUUGUGUUUAAAAUGAAAUAAAAAAAAGUGCAUUAUA
Messenger RNA from Oncorhynchus kisutch (coho salmon), 7537 nucleotides. RefSeq names its product pleckstrin homology domain-containing family H member 1-like. The record is from RefSeq and is a predicted model, not a curated record. Lineage: Eukaryota; Metazoa; Chordata; Actinopteri; Salmoniformes; Salmonidae. Gene Ontology annotation, cellular component: cytoskeleton.